AUGCCGCCGGCGGGGCCUGCCUUCCCACUCCACAGCGACGACGUCCUCGCGGAGAUCUUCCUCCGCCUCGGCCCUCUGAAACCCUCGCUCCUGCGCGCGUCUCACGUGUGCAAGCAGUGGCGAACCCUCGUCUCCGACCCCGGUUUCCUACGCCGGUUCCGUGCGCGCCACCGGCAACCCUCGCUCCUCGGCGUCUUCACGCAGCAGCACGGAAAAGCUCUCUUCCGCUCUGUUGUCGACCCUCCUGUUAUUCCUUCAGAGCGCUUCUCCCUGCGAGGCUACGGCUCGUGGGAUCUGCUUGGGUGCCGCCAUGGACGCGUCCUCAUCAUGAACCACACUGAGGGGAAGGCCAUUGUGUACGACCCCGUUACCGGCGACCAGCACCACAUAGCAGUUCCUUGGGAGUUCCGUCAGAAUGACGUGGUUGCUAAUAUCAAUGGUGCGGUGCUCUGCACGGGCACGGCCGACAAUGCACGACACAUGCAUGGCGCGUGCCGCUCAAGCCCCUUUAAAAUCGUUUUGGUAGGCGCCAGUACGGUCUACAUAAAGCACGACGUGCUAGCGCUAGUCCAGGCAUGUAUUUACUCGUCAAAGACUGGCUCGUGGGGCAACAAUGUCUCCGUGGUGCAACCAUGUGACAACUACAUUGCUGGUCACCAUAGCAUCUUUGCAGGUAACGCCCUUUACUGGUAUAUUCCUGGCAGUAUAAUAAAGUUUGAUAUGGGCAUGAAGAGCCUACGUGUGAUUCGGAAACUUCCUGUUGCAAAAGAUUGCUACGAUACAAGCCAUAUUAUCCGCUCAAAGGAUGGCGGUGUUGGCAUUGCUUUAUUGUCAUACCCUACCUUUCAAGUGUGGGACAUGAAGAAUGUCAACAAAAAAUUCAAUUCUCGUGGUGGAACUACAUGGGUGCCGCGGAAGCCUAUUAAUCUUCAGCUAGGAUGUGGGAGUGGUAUAAGGAUGAAGCAAGCUAUAGUGGGGUAA
Molecule: messenger RNA, 981 nt
Organism: Aegilops tauschii subsp. strangulata
Lineage: Eukaryota; Viridiplantae; Streptophyta; Magnoliopsida; Poales; Poaceae
Molecular function (GO): protein binding
Source: RefSeq, a predicted model, not a curated record